Prionailurus viverrinus (fishing cat) is the source of this 5520-nucleotide messenger RNA. RefSeq names its product sodium channel epithelial 1 subunit alpha (gene SCNN1A). Gene Ontology annotation, biological process: sodium ion transmembrane transport. Gene Ontology annotation, cellular component: membrane. Gene Ontology annotation, molecular function: ligand-gated sodium channel activity. NCBI's taxonomy places the organism in Eukaryota, Metazoa, Chordata, Mammalia, Carnivora, Felidae. The transcript is spliced from 16 exons. The coding region runs from base 3045 to 4982 and encodes 645 amino acids. The record is from RefSeq and is a predicted model, not a curated record.
GCAAUCGGGGAAGAGGAACAGGCUUGGCCGCCCCGAUGCAGGGCGGGAGGGGGCGGCCGGGAAAGCACGUGAGGGCAGCAGGGCCGGAACCGGGCCUCCUCCCUUCUUCGGAAGCCUGGCCGGGAGGGGAGGACCGCUAGGUGGGAAUGGGCUACAGAGCCAGUGGACAGUGCCCACAUGGGCCUCCGAGAGCAGGGCAGAGCUGACUCGGAACAGAGGGAGAGCCGGAGCUAGGUCCAGCCGGGUGCCAGAUCUCAAAGUGGAAGGGCCUGUGAACGGCAGACAUGGAGAGGGGAGACACCCGCCGAGGCCUACGGCCAGCCAGCUGCAGCAUCUGGGAACCAGAAGUCCCAGUUGGCAUCCAUCUGGACUCCUGGGGGUUCCUGCCCCGUUGUGUGACUUUUAAAGAUAAGCUGCAGAGGAAUAACAAGCCAGCCAGCCCUUCCGUCCCCUGAUCCACCCCAGUGCACACAUUAGUGGGCACAGGUCAUCUACAAGACACUGCAGAGAGUGCUGUGGCCUCUGCUCCCCUGUCCUUUGACGACGGAGGACCACGUAGACCAAAUUCCCCAUGAAUAGGGGCGGCUGCACCGGAGCUGGGUAGCCACAGUCUUCAGUCCCAGUUUCCUCACCCAGGAAGGAGCCUCUGAAUCCUUCUGAACUGGAGGAAGCUGAGAGACCAUCAGUCCAGCCGCUUUGCCUUAAUCGUGAGAAGAUGGAGGCUGAGGGUGCCACAUAGAGAGAGACCAGGAUUCUGGGGGGCUUGGUCUAGUCCCUGCCCGCUUUCUUCCCACCAUUUCCCGGCAACCCGUUAACAACAGCCCCUGCCAUGCCCCCUUAUGCCAGGCUCUCUGGUCUUCAAGUUGCUGUGCUCCUGGCGAAUUCCCACCUGUCCUUGAGGCUCGCACGGGCUCUGGGAUACACCCCCACCCCAGGCUGCACAGAUGCCACACAGACAGCGGUCUGGGCUUAUUCUUUCCCGCCUCACCAGGCUGUGAGUUGUGCAAUGGCCUAGACUGGAUCUUUAGGACUGGGUCUCAGUGCUUGGCCGAGUCUGGCCCGUACCAAGUACAUGUUUAUGGAAUAAACGAUGAUGCCUUGUCCACAUCACAUAGCCAGUCUGCGGCAGGACUAGCCUAGACUCCAGAGUUCCCUAUUUCUGGGUCCCAAGCUCAUUCCUGCCUGAGUUUAGAUAUUUCACUCUCCUCUCCUGGUGCAGACCUCAGACCUGUACUCUGCAGGCAAAUGUUUAUAUGGACAGUCCCAGGCAGCCCGGAAGGGGAAGAAAUACCAGAGGAGCACACCCUGCUCAGGGCUGCCGCUCUUUCAAAGUCCAGGGAAUUGGGGGCUGAGACUGGACUCACCACUGAGCUCUUCAAUGCAUACAGAACAUUUCCUGUACUUCAAAAGGCUCCUGCUUCACAGGUAAGCCCUAUCUCAGAUCUUUUUUAACCACAGCUGGCUGAACUGUAUCCUUUCUGCUGCCAAUCUCAUGCUGUCAGUUCAGCCUUCAAGGAGUCUCUGGGUCCUAAAGAAAGAGCCUUCAGAUCUGGACUUUAAUCCUGGUCCCGACACUUCCCCUCUCUGGGCCUCUUUUUUUUUUUUUUUUUUUUUUGUAUUUGCCAGUCAACUGCUGGUUUGCUUACAGAUCUGUCCUCCCCUCUUCCUUUGCUGUUUUGUAUCACUGCUGGGAACUACAUUUCCCAGACUCCUUUUUCCUCGGGCUUCUGGGUAGUUUCAGCCAAUAGGAAGACAGGUGAGUGAAGGACAGGUAGGUGGGAGGAGGAAAGAAGCCAGGCUAUUUCUCUGUCUCUCUUUGCUUUUCGGACAUUGGAUAUCACCUGUGUUUGCCUGUGUUUCUUCCUUCCCUCCUUUCAUAAUCCCAUCUCCUGUCAGGCAGCCCCCACUAUUUAAUUCCUGCCAAAUAACUCAGGAGGCCUCUGGGUCUAUGAUGCUUAAUUACCCUGCUGUCCUUCCAGCCCUAGAGAUGUAGCUGCUUCCUGCUUUGCUGUUUUCUGGGUUGCCUCGCUGUCCCCCGUUGGCUUCUCAUCUCUUUCAUCACCCGUGUACCAAUUUCUUGGGUUAACUUUCUUCCACUUGGAAGACUUAAGAGUGUUUGCUGUUUCUAAGCUGGACCACAAUUGAUAAGUCUUAGCAAUAAAUGGUUAUUAUGCCUACCCAACCUUCUCCAGGAGGGUGAAGGAAACUCACAGGGGGAUCCAUGAAUUCUUUGUGGGCAGGGCGUUGUCUUGGUUUCUUUUUCUUUGUGUUCUUUGCCAGCUUCCUUGAAGCUCAUUUCCAUUGGGCAGCACCAGGGCUGGACUGAGUACCCCACAGAUUCCCAGAAUGUUUGGCCUUCUUCCGAGAGGACUACUGAGAGAUCUUCCUUCCCAGAGGUCCAUGAAGAAUCCAAAAAGGGUGCCUGGUGGGAAUGGAUUCUUCUGGAUACUCUUUCCCACACAGUUCUUAGCCAACUGGUGCUCUCAGAAAGGGUCUGAUCUAGAACGACGCCUUCCCUGAGCAUGGGCUGCCCCCCACCCACUGCCCCGGUACACUGACAGGCACUUCUGGGGACACCACGUCCACGUGCUCCGGCUCAGCCCAGACCCGUCCUUGUGAUUCUUCUCACAGAGCCCUUGAGAUGAGAACUAUUUGCUGUGCUGCUUUGAGCCCGUGGUUGGAUUUCAGACACCAGCUAGCAAACAGAAAAGGCAGGGAGAAGACUGGUUUCUCUUUAUGGACGGUCGGUUUCUUCAUCUCGAAAAUGAAGGAAAAAUCAGCCUUUCCCUUCCCAGGAGGGUGUUCCCAGCAGGCAUCAAGGGGAGUGAUGGGACCGGGUUUGGAAUCCUGGCUGACAGCAGCUCUCACUUUAAGAGGCCACAGGAGAACUUCUGCCCUAAGAGGAAGCUGCAGGGCCCAGCUGCACCCUGAGUUUGGAGUACCCCGCUUCCCUCUUACUUGUCUGGUACACCCCUUGGUGUUCCUCAAGACCCAGCUGAGAUGUGACCUUCUCCAGGAAGCCUUCCUGAGUCUCCUCAGGGCUCAUGAAAGGAGAGCAGCAUGAGGAGCAGGGGCUGGGCCCCGACCCUGCGGCACCCCCGCAGCCCAAAGAGGAGGAGGAGGCCCUGAUCGAGUUCCACCGCUCCUACCGAGACCUCUUCCAGUUCUUCUGCAACAACACCACCAUCCACGGUGCCAUCCGCCUGGUGUGCUCCCAGCACAACCGCAUGAAGACGGCCUUCUGGGCUGUGCUCUGGCUCUGUGCCUUCGGCAUGAUGUACUGGCAGUUCGGCCAGCUGUUCGGGGAGUACUUCAGCUACCCCGUCAGCCUCAACAUCAACCUCAACUCAGACAAGCUCGUCUUCCCCGCCGUCACCAUCUGCACCCUCAAUCCCUACAGGUACACGCAAAUUAAAGAGGAGCUGGAGGAGCUGGACCGCAUCACAGAGCAGACGCUCUACGACCUGUACAAAUACAACUCCUCCAGCACCCUGGGGACCCACCCCCGCGGUCGUCGCGACUUGCGGGAGCCCUGGCCGCACCCCCUGCAGCGCCUGUGGGCCCCGGCCCCGCCCCCCGGGGCCCGCGGAGUCCGCAGCGCCGCCUCCAGCGUGCGGGACAAUAACCCCCAAGUGAACAGGAAGGACUGGAAGGUCGGCUUCCAGUUGUGCAACCGGAACAAAUCGGACUGCUUUUACCAGACGUACUCGUCAGGGGUGGAUGCAGUGAGGGAGUGGUACCGUUUCCACUACAUCAACAUUCUUUCUCGACUGCGAGACACUUCUCCAUCCUCAGAGGAGGACAUGCUGGACAACUUCAUCUUUGCCUGUCGCUUCAACCAGGCCUCCUGCAAUCAGGCGAAUUACUCCCACUUUCACCACCCGAUAUAUGGGAACUGCUACACUUUCAAUGGCAAGAACAACUCUAACCUCUGGAUGUCUUCCAUGCCUGGGAUCAAAAAUGGUCUGUCCCUGACGCUGCGCACAGAGCAGAAUGACUUCAUCCCGCUGCUGUCCACGGUGACCGGGGCCAGGGUAAUGGUGCAUGGGCAGGAUGAGCCUGCCUUCAUGGACGAUGGCGGCUUUAACUUGAGGCCUGGUGUGGAGACCUCCAUCAGUAUGAGGAAGGAAGCCCUGGACAGACUUGGGGGCGACUAUGGUGACUGUACCAAGAAUGGCAGUGAAGUCCCCGUGGAGAACCUUUAUCUUACCAAGUAUACACAGCAGGUGUGUAUCCACUCCUGCUUCCAGGACAGCAUGAUCAAGGAGUGUGGCUGUGCCUACAUCUUCUAUCCGUUGCCCAAGAACGCGGAGUUCUGUGACUACAGGAAGCAUAAUUCCUGGGGUUACUGUUACUAUAAGCUCCAGGAUGCCUUUUCCUCAGACCGCCUGGGGUGUUUCACCAAGUGCCGGAAGCCGUGCAGUGUGACCAGCUACCAGCUCUCUGCUGGUUACUCACGAUGGCCCUCAGUGACAUCCCAGGACUGGAUCUUCCAGAUGCUAUCCCGACAGAACAAUUAUACUAUCAACAACAAAAGAAAUGGGGUCGCCAAACUCAACAUCUUCUUCAAGGAGCUGAACUACAAAACCAAUUCUGAGUCUCCCUCUGUCACGAUGGCCACUCUCCUGUCCAACCUGGGCAGCCAGUGGAGCCUGUGGUUCGGCUCCUCGGUGCUGUCUGUGGUGGAGAUGGCUGAACUCAUCUUUGACCUCCUGGUCAUCACGUUCCUCAUGCUGCUCCGGAGGUUCCGAAGCCGAUACUGGUCUCCAGGCCGAGGGGGCAGGGGUGCCCAGGAAGUGGCCUCCACUCCAGCUUCCUCCCUCCCGUCCCAUUUCUGCCCCCACUCCACAUCCCCACCAGGCCCUGCUACCUCCCCGGCCUUGAUGGCCCCUCCGCCUGCCUAUGCCACUCUGGGUCCCUGCCCAUCUCCAUCCAACUUGGUGGAGGCCAGCUCCUCUGCCUAUACUCUGGGGGAGCCUUGAGAGGGAAGGAAAGUGCCCUCCCCUCCCAAGGCAGGCGCUUCCCCUGGUGGGAGGGGAGCAGGCUUGGCAGGAUUAAAGAAUGUCUUGGGACUUCCUCUCAGAGCUGCCUAACUGCCUUUGGUGUGGGGGAGGGAAGCAGGGUGGAUAAGGGGCUACAGAAAUUGCCCAGGAAACGGGGGCCAGGGAACCUGCCCAUAAUUGCCCUGGCUUCUGUCUUGUGCCCUCUGGUCCUGCCUCUAGAAGACUCUGAUUUCCCUAUCCAAGUGCAAACAAGUCUUCUUUUCCCUGGGAUCAGCCAAGCCAAACUUGGAGCUUAGACAAGGAACCUUCCUAGGAAACCACUGGCGACCGGAAACAAAACACAAGCAAGGGCACACAAAGGCAUGCACAGGUUUCCUACCCAAAGAUGACUGAAGCCAACCCCGGGCCUGGCCACACUGCUUUCCAGUGACACAGACAUUUGAUCCUCUUCUUGAACUUGAGUGGGGAACCCCACCCAAAAGCCCCCUUUGUUCCUUCUUGGGCAAUUCCCCUUCCU